AUGUCUUAUCAAAAAAAAAUAAAAUUAAAUGAUGAUGAAAAUAAUAUUUUUAUUAUUAGCCAUGCGAUUUUAGAAAAUGAUUUUAUAAAUUUAAAAAAAUAUGGGUCACAAGGCUAUAGUUUUAUAAAUAAUAAAUUUAGAAAGAAAAUAUGGAAAAUCCUUAUAUGUCCAGAAGAUAAAAAAGUAGAUUCUAAAAUAGAUUGGAAAUUAUUACCAGUACAUAAAGAUGAAAACCAAGUUCAACUUGAUGUCAAUAGAUCAUUUAUAUACUAUCCCAAAAACCUUAGCAAUCAUGAAAUAAAAAAAAAAAGAAAUGAACUAAAUUCAUUAAUUGUAGAGAUUCUUCGAAAACAUCCAAAUCUCAAUUAUUUCCAAGGAUAUCAUGAUAUUGCUCAAGUAUUUUUACUUUGUAUAGGAAGAAAGGAGGCAUUUAAACCUUUAGAAUUAUUGUCACUAACACGUAUCCGUGAUUUUUUUCUACCAUCAUUAUCUCCUAUAUUAGAUCAUCUUGAGUUUAUAAAAUUAAUUGUUCAAAAAAAAGAUCAAGAACUUGGGAAGCAUAUUGCAAAUGUUCCAUCACAUUUUGCUUUAGCUUCAUAUUUAACAUGGUUUUCUCAUGAAAUAAAACAUCUUAAACAUAUUCUUAAAAUAUUCGAUUUUAUUAUAUCUACUGAUACUGCUAUGGUUCUUUAUAUUUAUGCAGCAAUUAUUAUCCAAAAAAAAAAAGAAAUAAUGAUUAUUGAUAAGGAUGAUAUAGAUAUUUUACAUAAGUUUCUAAAUGAUUUAUCUCAAGAAUGUCACACAAAAGAUAUAUUCCGAAAAAGUAUAUCUUUAAGAGAAGAAAUACCUCUCCGUGCUUUACCAAACUGGAAAUAUAUCAUGAAAUAUAGUUUCUUAAAAGAUUCUGAAACAAUAUAUAAUUUAGAAUAUGCAUCAAAAUUAUAUUACAUGGAAAUAAUUGAAUUAAGAAAAUCAAAAUUACAUCAGUAUAUAUUUACUAAAAAUAUAUUGAACAAAACUAUAUUAAUAGCAACAGUAGCAUUAUUUAGUGUAUCAAUUGCAUAUUUCAAAAAAAUUAUUAAAAGCAUGUAA
This is a messenger RNA of Pneumocystis carinii B80, 1092 nucleotides long. RefSeq lists its product as hypothetical. The coding region runs from base 1 to 1092 and encodes 363 amino acids. Gene Ontology annotation, cellular component: endoplasmic reticulum membrane. The record is from RefSeq and is a predicted model, not a curated record. Lineage: Eukaryota; Fungi; Ascomycota; Pneumocystomycetes; Pneumocystales; Pneumocystaceae. Gene Ontology annotation, molecular function: GTPase activator activity. Gene Ontology annotation, biological process: positive regulation of GTPase activity; endoplasmic reticulum to Golgi vesicle-mediated transport. The transcript has 6 exons.